AUGCCAGUCAAUAAAUCAUUAUUGAAAGCGUUUUCAAGACAUAUACACCUCCCCCGAUAUGCAGAACUGGAUGAAGAAGACCAGCAACUCUUCAGGGCAGCAUAUGAUACGCCAUCUUACGACCACGACGAGUACGAAGAGUCCGAUGACCUUCCUGUUGGCAAGCUGGACUUAGUCAAGGAUGGCUUGUGGGCUGUCAAAGCGAAAAUAAAGGAACUAAAGGCUUUCGAUAAGGCAAUGGCUGCGAAUCUACUGGCUACUAAGUUGAAGUUGAAAGAUUUGGUAAAAGGUGCCAUGAUCAUCAAGAAACACCAGCACGUUGAUUAUGAGAAGAAGAAACCGUCUUAUGGCUACCAGGCACCAGCAACUUAUCAGCAAUACGAACCAACUUACCAUGCGCCAGUACCGGAGUACGGUCAUGACCCUUAUUAUGGACACUAA
Messenger RNA from Amyelois transitella, 441 nucleotides. RefSeq lists its product as uncharacterized. The coding region runs from base 1 to 441 and encodes 146 amino acids. The record is from RefSeq and is a predicted model, not a curated record. The transcript is spliced from 3 exons. NCBI's taxonomy places the organism in Eukaryota, Metazoa, Arthropoda, Insecta, Lepidoptera, Pyralidae.